AUGGUAAUUGAUAUACUGGUCGAUGAACGAUGUGGUUUAGAUCUUGUGCUAGAUGAUCAGUGUGCUCAAAUUCAAUAUUGGUCUCAUGACCUAACAACAGCUGUCAUUAAUCUACUCGACUGGCCAGCUGUUGCCCUUCCUGUGACGUUUGCAGACAAGGAAACAGAUGUCAACGACGCGACAUACAAGGGCAUUAGUCCACUGGACACGGAAAUACACAAUGAUUAUGAUGCCGAUAUUUACCAUGGAGCUCCCGUAUCUGUACAAGUUAUUGGCAGACGAUUACAAGAAGAAUAUGUCAUUGGACUGGCUGAACAGAUUGGAGUUGCUUUGUCUCUGUAG
Messenger RNA from Didymodactylos carnosus, 342 nucleotides. NCBI's taxonomy places the organism in Eukaryota, Metazoa, Rotifera, Eurotatoria, Philodinida, Philodinidae. The record is from the annotation of a GenBank genome assembly.